CAACUUGGGAAAACUUGGAUCGUUCAUCUAAAUCAGUGGUAACCGACCCUGUUCCUGGAUACCUACCGUCCUGUAGGUUUUCAUUUCAACACUAAUUUGCCACACCUGACUCUACUAAUUAGGAGCCCAACAAGAUCCCUUAGUUGUUGAAUGAGAUGCGCUUUACUAGGGUUGGAAUGAAAACCUACAGGACGGUAGAUCUCUAGGAACAGGGUUAGUUUUCUCUGCUGUAAAUGUAGCCUAUAACGUGAGGACUCUCUGGGGGCUCCAGUGGGUCGGCGAAAAGGAUGCUACACGGUUAAAGUUCUUUUCCGCUUUUCUUCUCGUCAGAGUCUAGGCUACGCUAGCAGACCGUAUCCAGGGAACUUGCUCUAUAGACGUGUGUCCAGAAGGCAGGACAAUGUCGCCCACCGAGAUUAUGCUUCGGCUGGCUGUGAUCUGUGAGGUUCUUCUUGAAACGACCGCUUCUAAGGAUUCAGACAUGAGCCAGACCAUAGAGGCUAAUUUGGCUCAAGGACACGCGACUUUAAACGACAUGUUCAGAGAAGUUGAGAAGUUGAUGGAAGACACGCAGCAUAAAUUGGAGGAGGCGGUGCACAAGAUGGACAAUGAAAGCGCCAGACUGGGCUUUUAUGGCCAUGACCUGCCUUUGAGUUAUCACGACGGAAGGAUACAUGUGAAGAAAGCGGGAAACCAAUCCGUCUACACCAUAGAGCAAACUGAUAAGGAAACGGACAAUAGAACUGGAGCGACUCACUUUUCCAGGACCGUGAUCCAAUCCAGUGGCAGAGGGAAUGAGAUUGAUUAUAGAUGCAUCGUCGAUGAGGACUGCGAGAAGGGCAGCUACUGCCUGUACGAGAGGCUGCAGUCCAGGUGCCUGCCCUGCAAGGCUCCCCGCACGAAUUGCACAAAGGAUGAGGAGUGCUGCGCGGGACAGCUGUGUGUGUGGGGUCGCUGCUCUAAGAAGAGUGCCAAGGGUGCGGCAGGCAGUAUCUGUCAACACCAGAGCGACUGCAGCAAUGCACUCUGCUGCGCCUUCCACAGAGACCUGCUGUUUCCAGUGUGCACCCGCAAGCCGAGAGCACGUGAGCGCUGCCACAGCCAACCCAACCACCUGAUGGAGCUGCUGUCCUGGGACAUGGAGGGGGAGGGGCCUCGGGAGCACUGCCCCUGUGCCAGGGGGCUCCAGUGCCAGCCUCACAGACAAGGGUCCCGGUGUCUGCGGCACUCUUCCAGUGACGAUGUGACUCGAGAUCCUCUGGACGUGGUCUGACCUCACUCCCAAUCGACUCCGCUUGACCCCGACGCACCAGACAGCCUGUCUGGAGAGCAUGUAGAGAUUCCUCUCUUAAAAACCUCAUUCAGUAUGCACUGUUUUAUUCUCUUGCCCUUUAAAUUCAUGUCCAGUGUCAGAUGAAUUUGUAAAAUAAAACUUGUUUGCUCUCAUC
Messenger RNA from Anguilla rostrata (American eel), 1448 nucleotides. Its product is annotated as dickkopf-related protein 3-like. The record is from RefSeq and is a predicted model, not a curated record. Gene Ontology annotation, cellular component: extracellular region. Gene Ontology annotation, biological process: negative regulation of canonical Wnt signaling pathway; multicellular organism development. Lineage: Eukaryota; Metazoa; Chordata; Actinopteri; Anguilliformes; Anguillidae. Gene Ontology annotation, molecular function: receptor antagonist activity; co-receptor binding. The transcript is spliced from 7 exons. Bases 401 to 1273 code for a protein of 290 amino acids.